GUCUUCCGGCGAUGUCCCACCGGGCCGGCACAGGGGAUGCUCCGAUCCCUGGGCUUGUCACAUCGAGACGGAAUCCGGCCUACAAGCAGAGGCUGCAGAAGCAGAAGGAGGCAGAAGCAGCAGCGGAAGCAGCUCGUAGGGCUGAGAUUGCCAAACUCAAAGCUGCAAAGCAGCUCCAGAGAAGCCGGCAGCAGAGAAGGUCGCCGAGCAUUCGUUCCGAGGAGCGCGAGCGUCGCGAGGGCUCUGAGGAGCGACGUCUUCGGGAGAAGAAGGAGGCCGAUGCCAAAGCACAGAAGGUGGUGAAGGAUGCGGAGGAGAAGCGAAGGAAAGAGGCGGAGGAGGCAGAAGCCCGCAAACGGUGGGCCGAGCAGGAAGCGAAGUGGGCAGAGGAGCGCCGACUGCGCGAGGAGCAAAAGCGGGCGGAGGAGGAGCGCAAGGCCGAAAGCCAAAAGAGUUUGUCGCCGCGGCUCCGGCGCGGCCCACGGCGCUCCGCAGCUCGCCAGGUCGCGCGCCAGCAGAAGCUGAAAGGAGCCCGGGCCUCAGAAGCCCAGUGCCAGGUGGCCAUCAGGUCGCCAAAAAACGCUUGCGGUGCGUGGCAGGCUUUUGCCAUGGCAGACGAGGACGAUGACGAGGAGACUCCAUUUUAUGGCGCGCUCUGUUGGCGUCUCUUCGGACGCCUCUCUUCCUUGCAGGAUCAUCGAAACAGAAAGUUGGCUGAAAAGCAGAAGACCAGGUCGUCGCAGGCCAGCACGUGGCCUGAGCACUCCGUCGGGCUCGGCAGGUCAGUGCCAAAGUUGGCGGAGAACUCAGGGCGGAUUUUGACAGCAGAAGCAACUCGUAAUGAUUUUUGA
Molecule: messenger RNA, 851 nt
Organism: Symbiodinium sp. CCMP2592
Lineage: Eukaryota; Dinophyceae; Suessiales; Symbiodiniaceae
Source: the annotation of a GenBank genome assembly